AGAGAGUGAGAAACGUAAAGUGGAGGAGAGAUCAAACGGGUUUCUUUGAUUUUGAAUAGAGAACGAGAAAACAGAAAUGGCGAAGGGAGAAGAGGUUAGUAACAAACAGGUUCUGCUGAAAGAUUAUGUUGUUGGGUUUCCGAAAGAAACGGAUAUGGUUCUCAACACUGGGACCAUAAGCUUGAAGGCUCCUGAGGGUUUGGAAGCGGUUGUAGUGAAGAAUCUCUACUUAUCCUGCGAUCCAUACAUGAGGUUGUGUAUGAAGGAGCAGGAUAGAACCAGCUUUCUUCCUUCUUUCGCGCCUGGCUCUGUUUUAACUGGGCAUACUGUGGCUAAAGUGGUGGAUUCUAAUCAUCCAAACUUCAAGGAAGGUGACUUGGUGUGGGGGAUAAAUGGAUGGGAAGAGUUUAGCUUGAUUACAAUGACAAACUUUCUGCACAAAAUUGAACACACCGAUGUGCCACUCUCCUACUAUAUAGGAAUACUUGGGAUGCCUGGGUUGACUGCUUAUGCUUGUUUUCAUGAGUUGUGCUCUCCUAAGAAAGGAGAAAAUGUGUUCAUAUCUGCUGCAUCUGGCGCAGUUGGCCAACUUGUCGGACAGUUUGCCAAGUUAAUGGGUUGUUAUGUGGUUGGAAGUGCUGGAAGCAAAGAAAAGGUUGAUCUGUUGAAGAACAUGUUUGAAUUUGAUGAGGCUUUCAAUUAUAAAGAAGAGAAUGACUUGGAUGCUGCUUUAAGAAGGUACUUUCCUGAAGGUAUAGACAUUUACUUUGAAAAUGUUGGUGGGAAGAUGCUUGAUGCAGUCCUUCUCAACAUGAAAACUAAUGGCCGCAUUGCUGUGUGUGGGAUGAUCUCCCAGUACAACUUCGAAAAGCCAGAGGGUGUGCACAAUUUGUUUUGCCUUAUUAGUAAGCAGAUUCGCAUGGAAGGGUUUUUGGUUGGCAACUACCUUCACCUUUACCCCAAGUUCCAUGAUUUUAUUAUACCUUUUAUCAAAGAAGGGAAAAUUUCUUAUGUAGAAGAUACUGUUGAAGGCCUUGAUAAAGCACCUGGAGCUUUGAUUGGACUCUUCAGUGGCCGCAAUGUUGGGAAACAGGUUGUGGUGGUUGGUCGUGAAUGAUUACGGCAUUUUGUAAUUCCAUCCGUCUACUCUUCAUCUCAAGUGUUGGGAUAAGACCGAU
Telopea speciosissima is the source of this 1178-nucleotide messenger RNA. RefSeq names its product 2-alkenal reductase (NADP(+)-dependent)-like. The transcript is spliced from 6 exons. Lineage: Eukaryota; Viridiplantae; Streptophyta; Magnoliopsida; Proteales; Proteaceae. Gene Ontology annotation, molecular function: 2-alkenal reductase [NAD(P)H] activity. The record is from RefSeq and is a predicted model, not a curated record. The coding region runs from base 77 to 1117 and encodes 346 amino acids.